Molecule: messenger RNA, 1167 nt
Organism: Exaiptasia diaphana
Lineage: Eukaryota; Metazoa; Cnidaria; Anthozoa; Actiniaria; Aiptasiidae
Product: lactadherin
Exons: 5
Coding region: 241-1092 (283 amino acids)
Source: RefSeq, a predicted model, not a curated record
AACAAUUCGGGUCCACCAUUUUGAUUCAAAUUGCCAAUCUUUUCAUGGAUAUCACUWGAAUAAUGCAUUGUCUAGACCUCUGGAGAAAAAGAAAUUGCUAUGGAGUACUUUUGGCAUCUAACACACUCCAGAAACUAAAGGAAUUAACUGUAAAACGGUAAACACCGCGGCACAAAAAACACAAGGCCAGCAGAAUUCCAACCAUAAACCCAGAGAACGGCAUCAAAAUGGUUCACUAAUAUGAAGAAGACGGUUAACAUUCUUYUUGGCUGGCUUUCCAUUGUCUUGGACCAGACCAACGUUCAAGCUUCGUGCAGUGGUAACCACGUCCAGGAAAGUUUUGUCCUUCAAGGUAACCUACUAACAUCAUCCCAGGUUACUAGUCAAGCACAAUGCGAGAUGCAAUGCAGAGAGAAUUCGGGAUGUUUCAGUAUCAACUACUACGAGGAACAAAAGAAGUGUCAUCUCAACAAGGCAACGCAUCUUUCAAGACCUCUGCACCUCGUGUAUGACAUGGGAGGGGUUUACAUUAAGAUAAAGAAUGAUUAUUGCAGUGAUGCAUACUGCAAUACUGGACAAAGUUGUUUGAUUGACAGCUCUAAAGACGAUUAUACUUGUAAAGUCUGCAGUGCACCGCUUGGUUUAGAAUCAGGAACUAUUCCAAACAACAGGAUCUCUGCUUCCUCCUUCUAUGGCUCUGGUUGUGAGCCAUGGCGAGGACGACUCAGGAUGCAGCACAGUCAGGGAAAUAUUGGCAGCUGGGAAGCCAGAAACCAAGCGGCGGGGGAAUAUCUGCAGAUUGACCUUGGUAAUGUUUACCGAGUUACUAAGGUAGCGACACAAGGAAGACCAUACACAUGGAACAACUGGAUUACGUCAUAUAGUCUCUCUUAUGCUCUUAAUGACGGGACUUUCACUGACUACAAGGUUGGCGGAGCACUCAAGGUCUUCCCUGGGAACACUGACCGUGACACUAUUGUCACAAACAAGCUUCCAGUGGCAAUCAAGUGUCGCUAUAUUCGAAUUGUUACUGUUACAUUCUCCAACAUGCCUGCCAUGAGAGCCGAGGUCUACGGUUGUCCUGAGAACUGACACUACGACGUACAGAUAUACACUGGAAAAGAUCGCGCGGUUUAAAGGUUUUAAAUUUGAUGUAAAUAUGUUGUA